Molecule: messenger RNA, 462 nt
Organism: Penaeus monodon (black tiger shrimp)
Lineage: Eukaryota; Metazoa; Arthropoda; Malacostraca; Decapoda; Penaeidae
Product: homeobox protein ceh-19-like
Biological process (GO): regulation of DNA-templated transcription
Molecular function (GO): DNA-binding transcription factor activity, RNA polymerase II-specific; DNA binding
Source: RefSeq, a predicted model, not a curated record
AUGGAGGAAUUGAACCGUUUGAACAUCGCCAUUGAGCUGGGCCCCCCGCCCACCGGUCGGAGGUCGCGGAAACCUGGCGUUGACCGGAAACCUCGACAAGCCUACAGUGCUAAGCAGUUGGAACGGCUAGAGGCAGAGUUUAAGGUGGACAAGUACCUGAGCGUGUCGAAGCGCCUGGAGCUGUCGCAGGCGCACCUGACGGAGACGCAGAUCAAGACCUGGUUCCAGAACCGGAGGACCAAGUGGAAGAAACAGAUGGGCCGCAUGAGGCUGGCCCAACGGCAGGGUCUUCUCCCGCCCCACCUUACCCGGCUCUCCCGCCCAUCCCGCCCAUUCUCGGUCCCUACUACCCGCUCACGCCGCACACUCACGCCCACAUCGUGCCCCGCCUCCCCUCCUCACGCCCAUGUCCCCGCCGGACCCGCGCCCUUCUCGUCAGCCCACGAUCCGCCACGGCAUUAA